AUGCUGAAGAACACCUCUCGUUUCAUGAUGAGAUUCAAGGCCAGCAAAAAGAGGAAAAAGGAGAAAGAGGCCAAAGAGAAGGCAAAUGGUGGGAAGAAGCCAACCUAUAUGCUGCUUCGCCUGGGAGGGAACAACUCCAAUGAGAAGAAAGGGGGCUUCUUCAAAGGCUUAUUUGGGAAAAAGGAUGGUGAUGGGGCUGUUGACGACUUCAAGAACAGAAGUCUACUGUUGGGGAAGGUUGCAGCGGCAACUAACUGGUUGACGAAACGCUUCCUGUCCACCAAAAUGCGGGAAAAUUCAGAACAGCAUGGCUGGCAAGGGCAUAGAGCUCACAGUCGGCAAGCCAGCUCCCGACGUUAUCUCCAGGGUUACCAAAACAAUGGUUAUGAGCAUGAUGAAGAUGUGUACGGAUACCAGAAAGUAUAUGAAGGGUAUGAUGACGGUUAUGGAGAUGAGGCAGCAUAUGGAAAUGAUGGUCAUUAUGGUUACUAUGACAAUGACAAUGGGGCAGGGGGAGCAGGAUAUCAAGACCUUGGUUACUAUGAGGAUGAAGGAUUCAAUGAUCCAAAUGCAGAAUAUUAUCCUGGUGUUCUUUAUGAUGAGAGCACGGGGGAAUAUUAUAACCCUUAUUCCUCUGCUGAUUACUAUGCUUACGAGCAGCAGCAGGCAAUGUAUGGUGAUGAGGGUCUGGACUACUAUGCAGUAAUGGGUGAUGACCAUAUGUAUGGAGGAGAGGUGGAUGGGUUCCUUGACCCUCAGACUCAGGGCUAUUAUGAUGAAAAUAAUCAGGGAGUUUACUAUGGUGGCGAACAAGUGGGCUAUUAUGACAUUGGACAGGCAGGUUAUUAUGAGAACCCUUAUGUAUCAUCUAUGGGAAUGCAAGGUGGAUUUGCGCAGGACUAUCAACUUAGCUAUACUGAUGUUGGCAUGCCAUACCAAGACUUCAGCUCCCAGCAGGCAAUUGGAUUCCCUCCAGGAGGCCAACAGGUGUUUGGGUUUGGAGACCAAGUUGUAGGUCAAGGACAGUACCUUUAUGGAAACCAGAAUGUUGGCCAGAUGGAUCAGUAUGGAGAUGAUAGCAGUUUAGUUCAAGGGGGGGAGAUGACGUUUAGAGUUCCCAGACCUCAAGUGCGCCUUUUCGGGAAAGAACGUCUAGAUGUUACCUUGCCUCCUCCACCAACUUUGCCGCCUGAUCCAGAAUUUGAAGAUAUGUCAGAAAUCCAGUACGAAGACCAGAUUCCUCUCGUGCCAGGUCAGCCUGGUGGCAUGAUGUCAUUACAGCAACAGAUGGCAAUGUCACCACAACAACAAAUAAUGAUGUCUUCGCAGCAAAAUCUGUUGCCCCCUCAAGAACCAAUAAUGAUGUCCCCUCAAAUGAUAUCACCUCAGCAGCAAGUCAUGUCACCGCAGCAGCAGAUGAUGUUACAACAAGACCAGAGUAUGUCCCCCCAAAUGAUGUCAUCGCCAAUUAUGUCACCACAGCAACAAAUGAUGUUAACGCAGCAGCAGCCGAUGUUGCCACAACAACAGAUGAUGUCCCAGCAAAUGAUGUUGCCACAGCAGCAGACGAUGCCCCAGGAAAUGAUGUUGCCACAGCAGCAGAUGUCACAAGAGAUGAUGUUCCCACAACAGCAAAUGAUGUCACAGCAAAUCAUGUCACCACAAGAGCAAAUGAUGCCACAGCAAAUGAUGCUGCCACAACAACAGAUGAUUUCACCACAGCAGCAGAUGAUGACUGACCCAAUGAUGAUGCCACAGCAGCAGGGUUAUGGCCCACCAUCCAUCCCUACUCCAACUGCAAUGAUCAUUAAGCAAGCCAACAUGUCCCCUCUUCCGGGACGCCGUAUUCAACCCUCUCCGACACCAUCCCGCCGUUCUGUCAUUAUGCCCUCCCCACAAAUGCAACGUCAUCCUCCUGCUAUGGCUUCCCCAGUACCCUCUCCUAUGUUUGCACAAAGACGCAGUCCCUCUCCACAGCCAUCCAUGAGGAGUGGUUUAAUUAAUGCCCAAAGACCGCCCUCUAUUAUGUCUAGGCAACUCUCACCUCCUUCCUCGCCUAUGGCCUCCCCGCUUGCUCGUCGUAGAAUGCAACCUCAGAGAUCACCCUCUCUCCUGGCUCGAGGUCCUUCAGCCCCCCACUCUCCCCGUGCCUCAAUGAUCCGGCAUAGUCCCCCAUCGUCACCAAGACCAUCAAUGAGGCGACGAUCUCCACCUUCUUCACCUCGUGCUUCCAUGAGAAGGCGAAGUCCUCCACCAGCACCCAGUCCUGCCCGCAGCCCAUUUGAAGCUAGAAAGAUUCAUAGGUCACCAUCUCCUACCCUCUCUCCUGCUCAUGUAUCUCCCCCCCUCUCUCCACAGCUCAGCAGAAGACCAUCUCCUUCCCCAUCUCAUCGUAGCUUAUCUCCUGCUGGGCCCCGGCCUCACCUAUCAUCCCCUACUCUUUCUCGCCGCUCAACUCGACUGCUUAGGGAUCCAACACCAGUGGCCCGGCCUAGGAUGGGUGGAAAUGUUCCUUUAGGUACUGUCAGACCCUCCCCUAUGGGUCUCCGAGGACGUCCAGUGCCCCCACCAACCCAGAAUGUGCGUCCUUUUCGUGCCUCCUCUAUAAGAAGCAAUAGGUCUUCUGUUCUCACAGUGGACUCCUCGCUUCACUCCUCUCCUUUCCACUCCCCUCACAUGGUCCACCGUGCUCCCUUGAGGAGAAGAGAAUCUGGAAGAUUACCUCCUCGUCCCAUUGCUCGAGGACGUCCACUCGUGGCCCAGCGGUCAGUAAGAAGUAUGCCACCCCCUUCCCCACAGUUGUCCAUUAAACACAUACCGCACUCCGCGUCCCCGCACCUCUCUCCUCGAGUCUCCCGUCAGCCCUCCCCCCUCCUGCCCCCACGUGCUGUCCACUCGCCUACUUACACACCAGAAAUGAUGCCCUAUGCUGAUCCUUACACUCAACAGUCACAUCAAUUUGUAGCUCCAUCUUCUCCCAUGCUUUCUGGUGCUUUGCAGAACCAGUCUCUCCGACAAGCCUCCUUCUCAUCCCCCCUUGGACCUCAGGUAGCCCAAAUGGUAGUGAUGGAGGAUAUGGUUCCUGAAGUAGACCCUUAUGUUCCCUUGUCCCCUACUUUGUCUGGUGCAAUGCAAAACCAGGUUAUUCGUGAUGCCUCCUAUGUCCCCUCACUCCAGAGACCAGUGUCACCUUAUGGUCAGCCUAUGGCACCCUCAUCUCCUAUGCUGUCUGGGGCUCUGCAAAAUCAAGCUCUACGAGAUGCAUCUUAUGUUUCCCCUUUACAAAGGCCAGUGUCACCUCUUGAACCUUCUCUGUCCCCUUCUUCUCCAUUACUAUCUGGAGCUCUGCAAAACCAGGCAUGCUCCCUGAAGCCAUGA
Messenger RNA from Pundamilia nyererei, 3378 nucleotides. RefSeq names its product proline-rich protein 36-like. The record is from RefSeq and is a predicted model, not a curated record. NCBI's taxonomy places the organism in Eukaryota, Metazoa, Chordata, Actinopteri, Cichliformes, Cichlidae. The coding region runs from base 1 to 3378 and encodes 1125 amino acids. The transcript is spliced from 3 exons.